CAUUCCCGAUCCUCACAUCCAAUUUCUGUAAUCGGACAUCCCAGACCUCGAGACACUUCCCUACAUAUAUUGAUGGCUUGACUGCGCCCACCCAAUUAUCGCUCUCAAACGGACCAGCCACAAGUUUGCCCGUCUCCAAGUUCCAUAUCCGCACUGGUGAAUUCCAUGACCUGCUCGCUAGCAGCGUGUUGUCCUCAGAGAUAUAGAUAUCAAUGCAGCUGAUCCUCUACUUUCAGCUCCGCACUAUUCCAAUAUCCGCCACCAGUAACCAUCCCUUGAUACCGCUAGUGCCAGUAACGUUGUUUCAUUAGGACUCUGUGGCAUGACUGACGGUACAAGACUCCGUGAAACCUGGGAAGAUGCACUUAAUAGCUCUGAAGUCACUUUCCGCCAGCUCCUUACUUCUCAUUCUUCGUCAGAAUGGAAACAUAUUUCUUUAGCAAGCGACUCACCUUUGCCAGGCAAAGGGAAGGCACGCGUUUCUCCCACUCCUGAGCUCACCGACAUCGUCGUGCACCGCGAAGCUACCAAGUCGGGUGAGAAUGUAUACAGAGUCGUCCUCGACGUCUCAAUUAUCGACCAAUCUGCUUCUCUCAAUGCAUGGAAGGCCGUCAUCACCACUCCGGAACUCAGGCAGGAGUGGGACCCCGCAGUUGAGAGCGCGCAUUUGGUGGAAAUGUUUGAUCGCCAUACACGAAUAUCAAAGACCAAUUUUACGCUUGGCUGGCCUGCCAAGUGCUCCACGAGAUGCUGUAACGAUUUCACGCCUCCACCAGGAUACAUCCAUGAUAAUAGAUAUUCUACCUCUUUACCAUGCUCAACUGACGAGCCAGCGUACUUGAGGCCAUCGCCCUCCUACGUCAGAUCACAAGUUGCAUUGUUCGCUUGGUGCAUCCAGUAUGUUCAACCAUCCUCAGCCCCUCAGCCACACUCCCCGGCCAAUCAAAUCAAACGGCGCAUGUCGACAUAUAUGGCUCAGCCACGUAUUCGCAUAACAUGUUUCUGGCAACACGACCUUCGCGCGAUCUGGAAUUUUGGCUCUGCUUCCAGCAUGUGUCAACAGCUGUGCACGAUGAUGUUGGGUCUGUAUAAGACCGUCCUAGCGCGUGGCACUCGUAUAGCCCUGCGCCGUCACCGACUAUCUGCCGGUGGAGGAGGGCUGUGGUUGACGCUCACGCACGACACUUUGUUCGCUGCAGAUGAGAGACUUCUGGCUAUCGUACGCCUUGGGCCGAUGGGAUCUGGGAAAGAUAAGGGCGUGGUGAUGGUCAAUGGGACACGUGUAACUGUCGAUGUCGAAGAACUUCCUGAGCAAGAGAUUAAGGCACUUGCGAAGCGCAAACGCAUCAAGCCCAUCCGCAUUCUGCUUGACCAGCCCCCAGUCGUAGGUGUCAUUCGACGGCGGCGAGCAGAGUGGGACGCAGACAGCGAUGUUCUGAACAGCUCAAAUUCUACCCCCAGAAAUGUAUCACCUGAACUCCCUGAACCUGCGAAGCUCACACCAGCUUCAACAUGGUUGACAUCUCCGAAAAUCACGAGUCCGCGGACCAAGUGUUGUCCUUCAACAAUUGAGUAGGGUCUGGGGCGUUCAAUGAUUCUCAUCUACAAAUGUAAAUCGAUGUAUCAUACAAAUUCAUACGAACAGAAACUCUGAUCAUCACGAUUGUGCCAUCUUCCAGAAAAUCUUUCUUGGAAACUCCAAAUAUAAUUGAGUACUAUGAACAUUCCUAAUAUUAUUUGUAACCACGAAGUC
Suillus fuscotomentosus is the source of this 1753-nucleotide messenger RNA. RefSeq lists its product as uncharacterized. The transcript has 5 exons. The coding region runs from base 323 to 1576 and encodes 417 amino acids. The record is from RefSeq and is a predicted model, not a curated record. Lineage: Eukaryota; Fungi; Basidiomycota; Agaricomycetes; Boletales; Suillaceae.